Molecule: messenger RNA, 450 nt
Organism: Anastrepha ludens (Mexican fruit fly)
Lineage: Eukaryota; Metazoa; Arthropoda; Insecta; Diptera; Tephritidae
Exons: 2
Coding region: 103-450 (115 amino acids)
Source: RefSeq, a predicted model, not a curated record
CCUAUUAUGGUAUCCGACGGAUGGUUGCGGAGGGAGUUAUACUCGAUCCGACAGUAUUCGGUAUCAUAAUAAACGUCGGAUAAAGCAGUAUGCGGAUCGAUAAUGUGGUUUACGGAUCGAUUAAAAAAAAUGGCAUUACCAACAACGCACUCAAUACGCGUUUCAAAGAAAUUUACUCGUUUCUCAUCCGCAGGUCAUUGUGUUGCGGAUAUUAUUAUAAUAAAGAUGGAGAGCAAUAAAAUGAAACGCACAACCACCAGAGAGCAAUUUAAAGGUUUAAUAUCUCGUAUGAAGGAGCAUCCUGAUAUUGCAAAAAAUUUUACCAGAAGUGCUCCUAACGAGGUAGAGCAAUUUUGGGAGAGUGUGCGUGAGGAACUGAAUUCAUUAGGGCCUCCAUCGAAGAGUAUUUUAGAAUGGAAAAGGUUUGUUGAUAAUUCAAAAGUUCAUUGA